GUUCAUCCUCAAUUGCUAGCUAGCAAUAAUAUUAAAUCCAAAAGCAAACCAAAUAUAGAAGAGAGAGGCAGGCAGGCGUACAGUAUAUAAAGCCAAGUCUCCUUUAUACAUAAUAUGAGCUUAACCUUGUGGUUCUCUAGUGGAUGUUGCCUUCAACAGUGUUCGUUUCAUUCACGGCUCGUCCUGUGGCCAUUCAAUGGCGUGCAGGCGAGGACAAGGUAGGCUGGAUUGAUCCCUCUUGGGUUGGCUCCAUGCAUGCCUGCCAGUGCCCACCCUUCUGAAUUUGAUCUGUGAAUGCUGCCCUCCUCCGAGAUGAGGCCUUGAUUCAUCAGAAAAGCUUGACCAUGUGAGCAUUGAUUCCUUUUGCACCAACAGACACCUCGCAUUUGUGAGAAAUUCUUAACUAUAAGGGACAUGCCCUCCAUGUUAUUUAUAUAUUUAUAUUUUAAAUUUGAAAUAUAUAUAUAUAAUAAGUACGUCUAGUUCUUCAUACAUUUAAUAGAAAGUCAGAAAAUAUCUUUCUAUCAAAAAUUGUUUCAUUUUUAAUAUUUUAAAGUUUUUAAAAUUGAAAAUAAAGCCACUUGCUGCAAUUAAAUAAAUUAUUUUUCAUCUUUCUAGUAAAAAAUUGAAAAAUAAAAUGUAAAAAUAUUUUAUUUUGACAAUUAACCCGGCCCAUAACUAUCCAGUUUGAGUAUUUCAUCGAUCGUUGUGUAUGUUUUAUAUUUAUCUAAUUAUUAAAUUUCAAUUUUUAAUGAAAAAAAUCCAUAAAAUAUGUUUACAUAAUUUUUUAAAAAAAAUUAAAAAAGUUCGAGUCAGUUAUAUAUUUUGUUACUUGUUUUUAUUAGUUUAAUCAGAUUUUGACCAAUUUUAAUAUUUUGUAAAAACUACAAAUUUAUUAAAUAUACGAUAGAUUGAACUUUGGCUCAGUUAUAAGUUGGGUCUAGUAGCUGUCCCACUCCGAAAACAAAACCAUGCAUUGCUUUAUUAAUUAUUUGCACCAAUCGGCACAUCUGUUGACAACAACUUUGUCUUGCUUUAUUAAUUUAGGUAGGCCCAAUACGAAACUAUAUGUCUAACCCAUUUAGUAAAUGGAUUGGAUCUAAAUUGAUCCGUUUGUAAACGGAUCAACUAGUAUUAAAUCCAAACUCAAUUUAAAUAGGCGAAUGGUGAGAGCGCCUUGAAUCUCAUAAAAAAAAAAAAUUACUACCCUAGCCCCUAUCUACUCUUCUCUUAGGAAUUCUGUUCUCUUUUCCUACUUGAAACCCAUAGGCACUUGGAUCCUUAACAUGCAGAGCUAGUGCAUGAUAUAUACCAUCUCAUGUUCCACUUCCUCAUUUCAAACAUCCAUUUGUAGCUUAAUUAAUUAGCUAGAAAGCAAUAUUCAUUAAUGGCUUCUCCUUCUCCUCCCUCCCCUCAUCACGCUGUUUUGUUUCCUUUCAUGUCCAAAGGCCACACCAUCCCACUCCUCCAACUCGCCCGCCUCCUCCUCCACCGCUGCAUCACCGUCACCGUUAUCACCACUCCCGCCAACCGCCCCUUCAUUUCCCACUCUCUCUCCGACACCAAAGCCUCCAUCAUCGACAUACCCUUCCCGGAAAACGUCCCUGACUUACCCGCCGGCGUCGAGAGCACCGAAAAGCUCCCCUCCAUCUCCCUCUUCGUCCCCCUUGCCAUCGCCACCAAACUCAUGCAACCCCACUUCGAAAAAACAAUGCAGUCCCUCCCGCCAGUCAGCUUCCUCAUCUCCGACAGUUUCCUUGGAUGGACCGUAGAGUCGGCAUCCAAGUUCGGCAUCCCCCGGCUGGUGUUCUACUGCAUGAGCGCCUAUGUCAUGGCUGUGGUCAGCGACGUCUGCGUCCACCGCCUCCUCCAACAACCCAUCCCCGACGACGUGCCAUUUGUCGUGCCCACCUUUCCUUGGAUCAAGCUCACCCGAAACGACUUCGAACCGCCGUUUCGAGACAUCGAACCUAGCGGUCCUCACUUUGACUUCCUCGUGGAGGAAGUCGUCGCCACCACCAAAAGCCAAGGUAUCAUUGUCAAUAGCUUCUACGAGCUCGAAACCGCGUUUGUGGAUUACUGGAAUCGCGCGUGCAAACCGAAGGCGUGGUGCGUUGGACCGUUGUGUUUGGCGGCACCGCUGGCGCCGCCGCAAACAGCGGCGGAGAAGCCUGAUUACAUGAGGUGGCUCAACAGCGAGCUCGCCGAGCGAAAACCGGUUCUUUACGUGGCCUUUGGGUCGCAAGCUGAGAUCUCACAGGAGCAAUUCAAGGAGAUAGCAACUGGGUUGGAGGAAUCCAGGGUAAGCUUUUUGUGGGUGGUGAGGAAAAAAGAUUUUGAAAUGUUUGAAAUGGCGGACGCGGCGUUUGAGGAGAGAGUGAAGGAGAGGGGUAUGAUAGUGCGGAAGUGGGUUAAUCAGAGGGAGAUACUGGGGCAUGGAGGGGUGAAGGGGUUUCUGAGUCACUGUGGCUGGAACUCGGUGGUGGAGAGCAUGUGCGCAGGGGUGCCGGUUCUGGCGUGGCCGAUGAUGGCGGAGCAGCACCUAAACGCGAGGAUGGUGGUGGAGGAGAUAGGCGUAGGGGUGAGGGUGGAGCACUGCGGUGGGGGGUUGAGGGGUUUUGUGAAGGGGGAGGGGUUGGAGAGGAGCGUGAGGGAGCUGAUGGAAGGGGAGAAGGGGAAAGAGGUGAGGAAGAAGGCGAAGGAGAUUGCGGCUGCGGCGAGGAAGGCGAUGGAGGAGGGUGGAUCGUCCUGCCAAUUGUUAGACCAGCUCAUCCUUCACAUAUGCAAGUUGUCUACUGACACGAGCAAUGGUUGAUCAUGUUGGAUUUGGGUCUAGCUAGCUUCAUAGUUGGAUCGGUGC
This is a messenger RNA of Malania oleifera, 2860 nucleotides long. Its product is annotated as UDP-glycosyltransferase 90A1-like. NCBI's taxonomy places the organism in Eukaryota, Viridiplantae, Streptophyta, Magnoliopsida, Santalales, Ximeniaceae. The coding region runs from base 1388 to 2815 and encodes 475 amino acids. Gene Ontology annotation, molecular function: UDP-glycosyltransferase activity. The record is from RefSeq and is a predicted model, not a curated record. The transcript has a single exon.